Messenger RNA from Dreissena polymorpha, 626 nucleotides. Its product is annotated as 30S ribosomal protein S6-like. Bases 40 to 486 code for a protein of 148 amino acids. The transcript has 2 exons. The record is from RefSeq and is a predicted model, not a curated record. Lineage: Eukaryota; Metazoa; Mollusca; Bivalvia; Myida; Dreissenidae.
CAGGAACGGGGGGUGGGUCAAGUGGCUCAGGAACGGGAAAUGGAACAAGCGGCUCAGAAGCGGGUAGUGGAACAAGCGGUUCAGGAACGGGAGGUGGAACAAGCGGUUCAGAAACGGGAAAUGGAACAAGCGGCUCAUCAUCGGGUAGUGGAUCAAGCGGUUCAGGAACGGGAGGUGGAUCAAGUGGUUCAGGAACGGGAAGUGGAACAAGCGACUCAGGAACGGGAAGUGGAUCAAGCGGUUCAGGAACGGGGGGUGGAACAAGCGGCUCAGCAGCGGGUAGUGGAACAGGCGGUUCAGGACCAGGAAGUGGAACAGGCGGCAAUAAAUCGGGCAGGUACGACAGUUUCGCAGGAUCCUUUUCCGCCGAUGGAAACUUAUCAGCUGGCGGCACCAGCAUGCCGUGGUGGCUCAUUCCAUUGGUCGUAUCUUUGGUGCUCUUUGUUGUCAAUCUCAUACUGGUCUUAUGUGUGUACAACAAGCUGAAAAUGCAGAUAGGAACCAACCAGGUUGAACCUAUAUAACAAUGGACAUAUUUUCGAUGGAUAUAUUUUAAUAUUAACCAUUGCAUAGUUUUAUUUGGAGCACAUUUUCAUUAUUUACCAUUAUAGUAACGUCAGAAUCUA